ACCAUGUUUUCGGUGUCUUUCUCCCCACUUGAGAGAGAGAUGGACAUUUCUUCCAAAAUGUGAGGGUUUUUUUUGGUGGGAUCUAAAAGAGAAUUGCAUCCAUGCCUAUUCAGAGACUGUACUGAAUACAGUGUGGCUUAUACUCAGAUAAAUUGAAAUGAUUAAAUUUAUGGUUAAAUGGUUAAAACCCCUGGACUUCUAAAUUCGCCAUGAAUUCGAUUGUACGUCUAGUCCAUACUCAAGAGCAGCAACGAACCCAGGCUGCAGGAUGAAAUGUUCUCCAAACUCCAAAAAGUGCAGACGGAAAAGAGAGAAGUGUCUACUAAUCGAUGUCGACUACAAUUCCCAGCAAGCCCCGGAGGAGGGAGUUUUUCGGCUGUGUGUGGAGGCGGGUUUGGAGGCGGGUUUGAUUGCUUCGCUUAUGUUGGUGCUUCAUGGCCGCUGGAGGUUUCUUUGCAGCGGCCAAUUGGUGGGAUUCCUGAGUUCCUUUGCCCUGGGCUUUUUUUCGGCAGGAGCGUGCCCUCAGCGACUUACAAUGGCUGGAGCUUCGGCACCCUUGAAAGUGUGCAUCGUGGGGUCGGGAAACUGGGGGUCUGCUGUGGCUAAAAUAAUAGGCAACAAUGUAAAAACAAUGCAGAAGUUUGCUUCUACGGUGAAAAUGUGGGUUUUUGAAGAAACUAUUAAUGGGAGGAAACUUACAGAUAUCAUAAAUAAUGACCAUGAGAAUGUGAAAUAUCUUCCUGGAUAUAAACUACCAGAAAAUGUGGUUGCAGUUCCAAAUCUGACUGAAGCUGUGAAAGAUGCAGACUUGUUGGUUUUUGUCAUUCCCCACCAGUUCAUUUAUAAAAUCUGUGAUGCAAUUACUGGGCAUUUAACAAAGCAAGCUGUUGGUAUAACUCUUAUUAAGGGUAUUGAUGAAGGCCCUGAAGGACUCAGACUCAUCUCUGAUGUAAUUCGGGCAAAAAUGGGGAUAGAUAUCAGUGUGUUGAUGGGAGCAAACAUUGCCAAUGAAGUAGCUGCAGAGAAAUUCUGUGAAACCACAAUAGGGUGCAAAAUCUUGGAAAAUGGCCUCCUUUUCAAAGAACUUCUACAAACUCCAAACUUCAGAAUAACUGUUGUGGAUGAUGCUGAUACAGUUGAGAUUUGUGGUGCUCUUAAGAACAUAGUGGCAGUAGGAGCUGGCUUCUGUGACGGUCUUUGCUGUGGAGAUAAUACCAAAGCAGCUGUCAUUAGACUUGGAUUAAUGGAAAUGAUUGCUUUUGCCAAAAUCUUCUGCAAGGGGCAGGUCUCAAUUGCUACUUUCCUGGAGAGCUGUGGGGUUGCAGAUUUAAUCACAACUUGUUACGGUGGCCGAAAUCGAAGAGUGGCUGAAGCAUUUGUUAAAACAGGAAAGAGUAUUGAAGAACUGGAGCAAGAGAUGCUGAAUGGGCAGAAACUUCAAGGACCACAGACUUCUGCAGAAGUGUAUCGCAUUCUUCAGCAGAAAGGUUUGGUGGAAAAGUUUCCACUAUUUACUGCUGUUUAUAAAAUCUGCUAUGAAGGAAAGCCUGUCCAAGAAAUGAUCUCCUGCCUCCAAAGCCAUCCAGAGCAUAUAUAAAGCACACUUUACCAUUGUCACAUUUCCUGCCUUUUCAUACUCAUUCAUGAGUUCAAAUUAAUGUCAUUGGCUUGUCUAUCCAUGAAGAAAUUGCAGAAAUAUGUGUUUCUAUGGAUUUAUCUAAAUUAUGUAUUAUACAACUCCUAGAAUACUAGCUGUUAUUUUUAGUGGCUAAGAUUUAGUUGGCUUUCAAAUAUACUGUACAGAACUAGCACACUCCUCAAAUUUCCUAAUCCUCUUGUCCUAUCUGAAAUGCUUGAUGUUCUUUUAAGCAUAAUUCUAAUGCUUCCUUAUCAAGCAGGGAUUCAUCUAGACUUCCCAAUGAUUCAAAGAGAAGAUGCAGUUAGGGCAGAAAUAAGAUACUACAGUACUCCAAAAGUUUAUUGGACUAAAGAUCCUAUCAGUGCCAGAUUUAAUAGCAUUAAUAGCAUCAAGGAGAGCUUUAAUUGUCAAUUUUUGUAGACCUAUAAACUGAGCACAUCAUAUCAAUAUCACCUAGAAACUGCUUGCUAAAGUAUAGUAAGCUGCAAGAACACGCAUUCAGAUUUUUUCAGUCAGAUUUGCACAUCUUGUAUGGCAUAGAUUGCCAUUUAAUGAGAAUGGUAUCAUUUAAUUAGUGGGAAGUGGCAUUAAAAUUUUUAAAAUUUAGAUUUUAAAAAUAAUUUAUUCUUAAAAGUAAUUUUAAAAAAUGAAGAUUUUUCAAAUGUGCUUUUAAAGUGAUUGUGGCCUCUUUUUUAAAAAAAAAAAAUACUGGCUUGCCAAUCCAGUAAGUGUAUGAAAGUACAGUUCCUAAAGACUCCCGUUCUAUCAGGAUGUGAUGGGAAUUGUACUCCUAAGGGUAAGAUUGCUGUUUAAAGCAAAAAUUUGCCCUCCAAUAUUUAUCCCUUCUCUAAUUCAGCUUUCUCCAUUUUCUCGACCUAAGCUAAGAAUUUAAGGUACCAAAUCAAAACCUUUUUGAUCUAGCUGUGAUGCUUAACAUCACACAUUUUUAAACAAUGCAUAAUCCUGUGGAUUUAUAUACGCAGCUCCAAAGCUGCUCUUAUCCUAGCUGAAUAUUAUUAAGGUGAUGAUAUAGGCCUAUACAUAAAGGUGAAGAAUAGCUGUGUGAAAGUUUUUACAUAGUGUUUCAAGACUGCAACCCAUUAUCAUUCAGGUUGGCCUGCUGCCCAGUUCUUUCAGGUGGCAUUUAACAAAUAACCUGCUGUCGUGCUUUGAUGUGUCAAAACUGUGAAGGUCAAUUGAGGUUGGUAUAGAAUCUUUAUUUCCUCAGCAUAUUGUUUGUCCAUUUGUGGGAUUAAAUUAGAAAGAGCCAAAGAGUUCUUUUUUCCAGCAAGGUUCUGAUAUGGGAGUGUACAGCUUUUUUACUGAACUAACAAUGGCAUGUGUGCUUUUUGUUUACACUAUCCAGCAGUCCAGUGCUUGAGACACAGAAUUGACAUACACCAGCCUUUAACCACCUGGAGAGUGACAGACUAUUAAAAAUCUGAAAAGCGUGGCCUCCACACAUUUGAAUUCUACCCACUAGGGAAGGCUAGUGCAGAUAAUUUAAGAGGAGUUGUUCUGGUUAUAUCCAAAGUGAAUAUACUUGUGGUUCCCAUUAUUUCGCAAUUGCCCAUUACUACAAAACAUUACUAUUUUAGCCGUUUUUAUUUUGGUGCCUUUUUUUUUUUGGUUUCUGUUUCAAUUGUUAUUUGAGUUGCCUUUGGAAAUCCAUUUAGCAGGACCCAAUUGUUAGGUAUGACUGUUUAGAAUGGGAAUAAGAUGUUUUUUGGGGGGAAAAAGACAAAAAUCAUGUUGGUUAAAUAGGUAAUAGUCUGAUUAACAAACUAUGUAAAGCUAUCCUUUCAAUUGCUGCCUUCAUAUCUGUGGAAUUACUGCAUCUGUCAUAUGUGACCAACAUAGGUCAGUACUUCUGGGAGGCAUUUGAUUGGGGAAAGCUGACCUAACAUAUAUGAAAUUAAUCAUGUGUGAAUACUAGUCUUCUUGAUUAUUAUUAAGCUAAAAUUAAUACCUUGUCUUAGAAUAAUGGAAUGAUAGGGUGGAAGGCAGUAGUAGGUUCCACUUACCUUUGCUAUCGGUUCGGAACUCUGAGCGCAUACGCACACACUUCACUCACACAUGGCGUUUCUCUGUGUGAUGAUGUCCAGGCGGGUGGGCGGAGCCUCCUGCCACCGCCACUACUGGUCCGCCUGAACUGGUGGUAUCCCACUACUGGUGGAAGGGAUCUUGGAGGUCUUCUAGUCCAGCCUCCUGCCUUAGACAGGACUCCUUAUGCCAUCCCAGACAAAUGGUUGUCCACUUUUUUAAAAAAAUCUCCAGCAAUGGAGCACUCACAACUCCAGGAGGCAAGCUAUUCCAUUGAUUAAUCAUUUUCACUGUCAGGAAAUUCCUUAUUUACAGAUUGGAACUUCCUCUGAAGAGCUCCUACCCAUUGCUUUUUGCUCUGCUCCCAGGUGUUAUGAAGAAUAAAUUGAAACCCUCUUUCCCAUGACAAUUCUUGAAGUAUUGGAAGAUUGCUAUCAUGUGUCCCCUGAGCUUUCUCUUCAUUAGGCUAAACAUGCCUAGCUGCCUUAACCAUUCAUCACAAUUUAGCUUCCAAACCCCUUAUCAUCUUUGUUGCUCUUCUCUACGCUCUUUCUGUCUAUUCUUCAAAAAGCAGAAUGGCAGCGUGGUUCCCCUACAGUUUAUCCGUAUAACAACCUUAGGCUGAGGACAAUGACCACUGAAGGUUAUUCAGUUUGCUUAUAGGCUGAUUGGCAGGAUUUGAAUCAAACUCCACUUACAGCUUGAAAUGUUCAUUGUUAUACUAAUUUGGACUACAUCUAUUUUACAUAUACUCCCUGGCCUCAGAGCACUAAUUUAGGAUGGUUUAUUCUCCUGUUGAGCUCGUUCAUUUCCUCAGUCACUUUUAUUAUGAAUUAUCUGUUUUAAGUGGCCUGAAUAAGGUUAUUGCAUGAUUUUUGAGAUAGAAGAGGCUGACUCAAGCACAAUCAUUUCACAGUUGGGAUCACAUUAAAAAUUAGGAAAUCAAGAUUUUUUAAAAAAUUUCUACGCCAUUGUUUUUCUUCCCUUACAGAAAAUGUUAGAAAAUUAUUCUGAGAUACAAGUCUCUGAGUUUUCCAUGGGUGGCAGUCACAAUUGACUAUAUAUGGCAAGCAUUAUUCUUGUUUCCUUUUCCUCCUCUGAAUUUUUUCUGUAGCACAUGGAGUCUAGAAUGGUAAUUUGGUAUAAGAUUGGAGAACCCAGGACCCUGCAAAUGUUGCAAGAUCCUGCUUCCCAUUAGCUCCAGUCAGGUGGUCAGUGAUCAGAAGAUGUCGGAGCGGUAUUCCAGCAACGUCUGAAGGGACACUGAAUUCCCACUCUUAAUGUAAAAGGAAAGUAGCUCCUUCUUGAAAAACUCCAAAAAAUGCUCCGAACUUGACCCAAAUCUUUCUCAACUUGGAUGCUUCCAGAUGUGUUGAAAGGAGAUGUAGUCCCAACACAUCUGGAAAGCUGUCAGUUGGGUGUAGCAGGUCUACCCCAAUGAAAAUCUGGUAUAUUUGGCUUUAAGCAGUUAAAGCAAUUUUUCUGCUGAUGAUGACUUAGAAUGACUUGAAUACAACACAGUAAUGAAAAAAUGUUUAUACAUUUGGAAAGGCACAAUUGAGAAAACACAUAUUUCUCUUCAAAGCCUCCUAGGCCUAAUAUGAAGUGACUGCUUUUCUUUUAAUAUUGAAUCUAAACUAAUAUUUCUGCCUUUUCUAACAUUCAAUAUGUAUAGCCAUUUUGUAUAUGUGUUUGUAAUAUGCAAAGGGUUCUGUAAACUGAAUGUGAUGAGUUAUGCAUAUUGUCAAAUUGUUUAAAACUAUUUACUCCUAUUUUACUCCUUUUUCCCCCACUUGAUUUUUAAAAUCAGAUGGAAGAGUUAGUAAAAAAUUUAUCUAUGUCACUCAUUGUUAUUGUUUUCAAUAAAACAUAAUAUUUUGUGUUUCUUACUUGUA
Messenger RNA from Ahaetulla prasina, 5577 nucleotides. RefSeq names its product glycerol-3-phosphate dehydrogenase 1 like (gene GPD1L). Gene Ontology annotation, molecular function: glycerol-3-phosphate dehydrogenase [NAD(P)+] activity; NAD binding; protein homodimerization activity. Bases 269 to 1597 code for a protein of 442 amino acids. The record is from RefSeq and is a predicted model, not a curated record. Lineage: Eukaryota; Metazoa; Chordata; Lepidosauria; Squamata; Colubridae. Gene Ontology annotation, cellular component: glycerol-3-phosphate dehydrogenase (FAD) complex; cytosol. The transcript is spliced from 8 exons. Gene Ontology annotation, biological process: carbohydrate metabolic process; glycerol-3-phosphate catabolic process.